Messenger RNA from Dichomitus squalens LYAD-421 SS1, 1528 nucleotides. RefSeq names its product Phosphoribosylformimino-5-aminoimidazole carboxamide ribotide isomerase. Lineage: Eukaryota; Fungi; Basidiomycota; Agaricomycetes; Polyporales; Polyporaceae. The transcript has 11 exons. Bases 8 to 802 code for a protein of 264 amino acids. The record is from RefSeq and is a predicted model, not a curated record. Gene Ontology annotation, cellular component: cytoplasm. Gene Ontology annotation, molecular function: 1-(5-phosphoribosyl)-5-[(5-phosphoribosylamino)methylideneamino]imidazole-4-carboxamide isomerase activity. Gene Ontology annotation, biological process: L-tryptophan biosynthetic process; L-histidine biosynthetic process.
CGACGUUAUGACACAGACACGUCGCAGAUCGCUCUUCCGCCCAUGCAUAGACCUGCAUAACGGCGAGGUGAAGCAGAUCGUCGGCGGCACCCUGAACGAGGACGACCCAAGUCAUCUGAAAACCAAUUUCGUCGCGACACUUCCUGCGGCAUACUUUGCAGAGCUGUACAAGACGCAUGGCCUCGAAGGCGGGCAUGUGAUCAAACUUGGCCCGGGGAACGAUCAAGCCGCCAAAGAUGCCCUCGCUGCUUGGCCAGGCCAUCUGCAAGUCGGUGGGGGAAUCACCGAGGACAACGCCCACGAGUGGAUCGAUGCCGGGGCAAGCAAGGUCAUCGUGACAUCCUACUUGUUCCCUGACGCAAAGUUCUCUCUGAAGCGACUGAAGGGUGUGUCGGAGGCGGUAGGGAAAGACCGUCUUGUCGUGGACGUAAGCUGUCGUAGAAGAGGAGACAAGUGGCUUGUGGCCAUGAAUAAGUGGCAAACGAUUACUGACAUGGAGGUUGGUAAAGUUACGCUCGACAUGCUAUCAGAAUAUUGCAGCGAGUUCCUGAUACAUGCUGCGGACGUGGAAGGCUUGUGCCAGGGGAUCGAUGAAGAACUAGUCACUAAACUCGGAGAAUGGGUAACGAUACCUACUACUUAUGCGGGAGGGGCAAAGAGUAUCUCCGAUCUGGCACUUGUGGACCGUUUGUCUAGUGGAAAGGUCGAUCUGACCUACGGGAGCUCUCUCGAUAUAUUCGGCGGUUCGCUGGUCAAGUUUGACGACCUGGUGAGAUACAACAAUGGCUCCCGCGAAGAUUGAAAGCGUAUCCGAUCUACACUCGCAUCGACUCGUACAACAUGUAUCAAUACACCGCAUUUCUACAACUUUAGGAAGUCAGCUGCCAACUGCAUGUAUUUCUCUCUCUCCUCCCAAUGCGGCGUGUGGCUGGAUUGGGCGAAGGUGUACCAUUUGACCUUGGGAAUGGCCUUGAAAAACGGAAGGACGGUGCUAUCCGCGGCCUCAUCGUACGCCCCAUUGAACAAUAAGGUGGGAACUUCUAUCUUGCUCGCCUCUCCUAUGAUGCUCCAAUCCUUCAACGAGCCAGUAAUGUAGAAUUCCGAAGGACCGUUCAUCGUGAGAUAUACGGUAUGGUCCUUGUCCAUCCACUCGAAGCUCUGGUGGAGCUCAGCGGGCCAGGGCUGGAGCCGGCAUAGAUGUUGCUUGUAGAAUUCCAUCAUGGCGUCCUGAUACUCCUUGUGGUCGGUCGUCCCGGCUUUCUCGUGUUUUAUGAGGGCAUCCCGGACUUGCGGGUCCAAUUUGGGUAUCAACUCCUCGUUCGCCGCCUUCACGAACAGCCGCAUAUCCGCAGGACUGUCCGCAAUGAUGAGACGCUGGAGACCUUUGGGCUGCCGAGUGGCGUGGCGGGCAGCGAGCAUCCCACCCCAAGAUUGCCCGAGUAAGGAGUAAUUAUCCUGUAUACCGAGGUGACGGAGGAGGUUGUCGAGCUCGUCCAGGAAGAGCUGCUCCGUCCAGAACGAUCCGGCA